AUUUCGACUAUCUACAGACACACCUUCUGAAGAUUGUCCUAGGAUGUGCAAGAGCCGGUUUACAAAGAGUAGCAUGAAGGGCUAUCCUUUGGAAGAUAUAUAUGCUGCACUUGGACACACAAAGGUUAUUAACAGUGUGUUGGUGCCAACUGUGGGUGAGGAAAUCAUGCUGGCUCGUAUAAUUGAUGAGGAGCGAGAGUAUCAUUGUGAGGGAAGCACAAGUGAUACUUGGAACCGCUGGCUAAAUGUGAAGCAGAAGAAGAUAUUUUGGAAAGAGCUAUACGACUUAGAUGUUGCUGCACGAGUGUUUAAGAAGAAGAAGGACAAAGAAAAGGUGACGUUUUUAGAAGAUUCGUCUUCUAAAUCUGGGUUGGAGAGCUUGAAAGCUCUGGAAGAAAAGAUUUUGGGGGCCAUGAGUGAAGGAUUUUCUGGUCUUAAAUCAGUGGUGGAGGCAAAGAUGGGUGAUAUGGAUGUGAGGAUGAGUAAAUUUGAAAAGAACCAGCGACAACUUAAAAGAAGGGCUAAGAAAAUAGAAGAAAAGCUGACUUCUAUUGAGAGCAACAAAAAUGAGGAGAGGAACUAUGGUGAAGAUAUGGAUUUUGGAUGGGAUGAUAGAGAUUAUGGUAGAGCUGAAGGGAAGGAAAACAGUGAGAAGGCUAAGGAAGACAAGGAAAACAGUGAGUCUGGCGAGGAAAAGGAUGUGGUCUCGGGUGGGGAAAACAGUAAGGAUGGUGAGAAAGACAAGGGAAACGUGGAGGAAGAAGAAGAGAAGGAGAACGAGGCUGAUAAAACAGAGCUGGGAACUAGAGAAAAAGAUGAGGUCUCUGAAGAAGAUUACGAUACUGAGGAAGAGGCUGAGAAGAGGAGAGUAGAGGCGGAUGCGUUAUGGAAGAGUAUUCUUUCUGAAGAGACUGAGUAUCUAGAGAAAGAGGCUGAGAAAGUUGCCAAGGGAACUCCUACACCACCACGUGGUAGACCGAAGAGAUUGGCCGCGAGAAAAAUAGUACUUACACCACCAGAGGAGUUUUUAAGAGGACCAACGGUAACUGCGCCAUCACCUAUCGAGACUGAAAAAGAGGCUGAGACAGUUAUCGAGGAAGAGGGUGAGGAGAUGGCAGUUGAAGCCGAAGAAAGUGACGAGGAGAGUCUCAAAGAAAAAAAUGCUGAAGAAAUGGUGGAGGAAGAAGAAGGUGUGGAGGAGAGUCCCACCGAGAAAAUAGCUGAAGAAAUGGUGGAGGAAGAAGAAGGUGUGGAGGAGAGUCCCACCGAGAAAAUAGCUGAAGAAAUGGUGGAGGAAGAAGAAGGUGUGGAGGAGAGUCCCACCGAAAAAAUUGCUGAAGAAAUGGUGGAGAAAAAGAAGCUGUGGAGGAGAGUCCCACCGAAAAAAAUGCUGAAGAAAUGGUGGAAGAAGAAGCUGAGGAAGCAGAGGAAGCAGAGGAUGCUAUGGAAGCAGAGGAAGCUGAGGAAGCAGAGGAAGAGGCGGAUAAAGUGGUUGAGAAAGAGGCUGAGACAGUUGUCGAGAAAGAGGGUGAUAAAUACACUGAUGAAGAAAAGCAAAUGUGGGCCUUGGUCGUUUACAAGGCUAGUGAGGAGAUGGCGGAUGGGACCACUGAGGUGAGGAGAGAUGGAACCAAUGAGGUGAGGACAGGGUUCAAGCUUAGGUGCAAACAGAAGAUAAUGAUGUAUGGCAAACCAAGGGGGAAGAAAAAACCUCAGCGGCCCCAGAGUCAAGAAUCAGCACCUGUGAUUGCACGUACGCCAAGGGAGAAGAGAAAACCUCAGCGGCUGCAGAGUCCCUACACGCAGGUGAAGACAGAAGACAUUGACGGGCCUAAGAAGAAGCGUAAAACAAAGGUUAAGUAGGCGUCUGAAAAUUAUUUAUGUAUUUGAAGUCUUUAAAACUUGGUAGGAUGCUUUUGGAUGUAAUAUGCUUUUGGGUGUUUAAACUUGGUUGUGGUAUGCUUUUGGAUGUUUAAACUUGGUUGUAUAAUGUGUUUUGGAUGUUAAAAAACAGGUUUGGAAACUGUUUUCAA
Molecule: messenger RNA, 2033 nt
Organism: Brassica rapa (field mustard)
Lineage: Eukaryota; Viridiplantae; Streptophyta; Magnoliopsida; Brassicales; Brassicaceae
Product: golgin subfamily A member 6-like protein 6
Source: RefSeq, a predicted model, not a curated record